AGGGGCUGACCCCCCACAAUAUCUUACAAUUGAGGUCCUUUUCAGCAAUAAUUGGUGGAGGCGUGGGAGGAGCUGCUGCUGCUUAUUUUUUGCAAGAGCUCACAGGUGGCAAUGCUCUUAUUGACGUGUAUGAGAGCGGUUAUGUUGGUGGACGUCUGGCCACUACUGACCUUGGAGGCAGCUAUUAUGAGAUGGGUGGCAGCGUCAUCCACCCAUCCAAUGCCUACAUGGGAGAUUUCAUCAAAACUUUAGGGUUGGAAAAAAGGAUGGAGUGUCCCAGCCUUGCUGGCCUCUUUGAUGGAUCAUCAUUUGUGUUCCGUGACAGCUCCUGGCAAGUGGUGACGCUGGCUAAACUCUUCUGGCGUUAUGGCUGGAGUAUUUACACUCUCCGUGCUGCCAACCAGCAAAUGCUUGAUCAAUUCAACAGAAUCUACAAGCUUCAGAAGAAAGGACAAGCGUUUACUAAUGGUGAGCAGUUACUGGAAGCUAUGAGUCCCAGCUUCCCUGCCAUGCUGCACAUGAGCACCCGAGAACAUCUCCUUCAGUUAGGCAUCUCCCAGGCCAUCAUAGACGAGGUUGUCAUGGCUGUCACUCUUGCUAACUAUGGACAGACUCCAGAUGUGCAUGCAUUUGUGGGAGCAAUUUCAGUGGCAGCAGCCAGCCCUGACUUGUGGAGCGUAAAGGGCGGCAACAAGCAGGUACCGGAGCUGCUGCUGGGCAAAGCUCGAGCCAGCCUCUUGCGCCGCCAUGUUACUGACGUCACUGUCAUCAGCCGUUCUUUGCCUUUAUCACUUUUUCAGGUUGAUUCAGUGGAAGCCACAGAAGCAAGUGACAGCUUACAACGGGAGGGCCGCAACGAUAUUUACAGCUCUGCCCACGUGCAAGCAGACGUCCGAUCUCAGCCCUAUGACGCCGUCAUCGUAGCUGCUCCACUCACCCACGACAAAACUGACAUCAAGUUCCAUAACGUUACUCACAACUAUAACUUCCCAGGACGCUACGAGAGAAUUGUGGCUACGCUUGUACGAGGGAAGCUUCGCAAAGAAACUUUUGGACUCUCCAAAGACGAUUCUCUUGAUGAAAUAUUCCCAGUCAAUCCUGAUUUGUUCUAUAACGCGGUCGGCCUGCUAAAAGACGUGAACGUGGAGAAGUGCUCAGAUGCUCAUAUGCCUGAUGUUUUCAAAGUUUUCUCUCCGGCACAUGUCACAGAAGAGCAACUAAACUUGCUUUUUGAUGAAAUAUAUGAAUCUAAAGUCUUUGACUGGCGGGCGUUUCCUCACUACAACAUUUCUGAACCCCAUUUCACCGAGUUUGAACUUGAACCUGGCCUGUACUACCUCAAUGCUAUUGAGUGGCUCGGAAGUGCUAUGGAAAUGAGUGCAAUUGCAGCCAAGAACGUAGCUUUACUGGCAUUCAAGCACCUUACGCAUGACAGCAGUGCUGGUAGUCUUGUCGAAACAAAGGAUGAGUUGUAAACAAUAUUACUUCUGUUGAUCCUAGGACUUUUGAGGGCCUUGUAGCCAGAAUAUUUGAAGACAGCAGCCAAAUCCAUGGAUGUGUUGGCUCUGGGAUAAUGUGAUUAUUGAAUCGUUUAAUACGAUAUAGAAUAGCCUCUUUAUUAGCAGUCGAUUUUUGGAUAUUUGAUGUAGGUAGACGCUCGUGAUAUUUUGUUUUGGUGGUGUCACAAGAUUUCUGAGAAGUUGUGUGAGGGAGGAGUUGAAUGAUAUACUUGUCAUAUUAUAGUUAAAGUCGGUCGUUUGAUCGCCAUUAUUUAUUGAAUGCGUUAUUUGUAUGUGGUCUAAUGUUUGCUGUUUCGAGGUUGGAGAUGUGAUGAUACUUAUUGCCGUGCAUCGUUCCCGUCUCUACUUUGUCUCUCUACUCUGCCUCAUUUCACAUGACCGCCUCUGAACUUGUGAAUGCACUCACAGAACUAAAAUAGCCGGACGUGUUUAAUUUAUUGGAUAGGUGCAAUUCUGUAAACUUUUAACUCGUAUUUAAAGUUGUUAUUUGUGUUUGUUUCUGUGUGGGCGUGAUAAAAUAGUUCCUGUAUGAUUAUUUUCGAAGUCCUUGUUAGCUUGUG
Molecule: messenger RNA, 2080 nt
Organism: Hyalella azteca
Lineage: Eukaryota; Metazoa; Arthropoda; Malacostraca; Amphipoda; Hyalellidae
Product: prenylcysteine oxidase 1
Exons: 5
Biological process (GO): prenylcysteine catabolic process; prenylated protein catabolic process
Molecular function (GO): prenylcysteine oxidase activity
Source: RefSeq, a predicted model, not a curated record